UCAUUUCAUUUCUGUUUUCAGGACUGCCCUAUCUUGGUGAAAGCCAAGGAACAAAGAUGGAGUCUGUUUACAUUAAACAGGAGGUGGUUCAGGAAUUGGUACCUAUCUGCAUUAAACAGGAGAUGCCUGAACUGGAGCCUGUCCACAUUAAAGAAGAGACUGAACUAGAGCCUGUCCACAUUAAAGAGGAAGAGACUGAACUGGAGCCUGUCCACAUUAAAGAAGAGACUGAACUGGAGCCUCUCUACAUUGAAGAGGAGCCUAUUGGCUUGUUGCUUAAGGGUUCAGAAAACAUAUCCCGGCCAAAGAUAUCACAUCAAUGUAGUGGAUAUGGGAAGAGCUUUAGUCAGUCAGGAACCCUAAAAACACACCAGCGAAUUCACACUGGAGAGAAGCCAUAUCACUGUUUUGAAUGUGGGGUGAGCUUCACUGUGUCAGGAAGCCUAAAAACACACCAGCGAAUUCACACUGGAGAGAAGCCAUAUCAAUGUACUGAAUGUGGGAAGAGCUUCGUUCAGUUAGGUGACCUAAAAAGACACCAGCGAAUUCACACUGGAGAGAAGCCGUAUCACUGUACUGAAUGUGGGGAGAGCUUCAGACAGAUUGGAAGCCUAAAAAGACACCAGCGAAUUCACACUGGAGAAAAGCCUCGUCGCUGUACUGAAUGUGGAAAGAGCUUCAGUGAAUUGGGACACCUAAAAUCACACCAGCGAAUUCAUACUGGAGAGAAGCCAUAUCACUGUAAUGAAUGUGGGCAGAGCUUCAAUCAGUUAGGAGUCCUAAAAAGACACCAGCGAAUUCACACUGGAGAGAAGCCAUAUUACUGUACUGCAUGCGGGAAGAGCUUCCGUCAGUCAGGAGACCUAAAAGCACAUCAGCGAAUUCACUCUGGAAAGAAGCUGUAUCCCUGUACUGAAUGUGGGGAACGCUUUAGUAGGUUUAGAGACCUUAAAAGACACCAGCAAAUUCACACUGGAGAGAAGCCGUAUCACAGUACUGAAUGUCGUAAGAAUUUCAGUCAGUUAGGAAGCCUACAUCUACACAAGCGAAAUCACACUGGAGCCAGCCUCCCUAACUAUCCCUCACCUCUCCACCCUGCUUGUUUGAAUGUGUGGAUAGCUGUCUGAUUCUCUGAUUAAUGCUCUCUCUCUCUCUCUCUCUCUCUCUGUGUGUGUAGUGAAUGAAGGGGUUCCCCAGAGUGAGAGCCAGUCCUGAAGGAGACAGACCCAUUCUUUCAGAAUGAACUGGACAGCCCUGGGAUUCAGCUCCACUCCUGCCCCUGAAUUGGAAAUGAAUCUCACUCAUCAUGCUGUGAGGAUUUAGGACAGGCAACGCUGUUUUCAAUGAAGUUGUUCCAAAUUUCUGAUGCCAAGGCAAAUCUAUCUGUAGUUGCACUCAAAUCAAAACGCAAAAAUAAAGAUUUCUCGAAAAAAUUCUUGUAAUAGUAAUAUUAUAAGACAGCAGACUAUAUACGCUCACGUAGACAGCCAGACAGCAAGAAAUUGAUAUGAUUACAAUAGAGAUUUGGAUAACGCAUAUCUAGACGUCAAGAGCAAUAUUCUAUUCAAAUACAUACUGCUGUAAGCUUAGUGGAGGUACAGAUAACAAACUGGCUUGUAUAUACAUGUAAAAAAUAGCGUACUGUAGGUUAUAUUAACAAAAAAAGCAUGUAUUGAAACAAGCAGUCAAAAUGACUACUUUUGGCGGUUCUAGGUAGAAGUGCUCCUGACUUUUUUUUAUUUUUGAGAUUCUUACUUUCAAACGCCGUCAGGGUAUUUAAUACAGGUAUUUAGGAAAAGUCAAGAACAGACAACCAUGGAUCUUUAACACACGCAGAGUAAUUUAAAUUUUAAAAGUGAAAACCGUUGCCAAUAACAUUUAUGAUAUUUUUAAAAUUUAAUUUGAGCUAUAAAUGGCAUUACUGUUCCAAUGUCAGUGAGUACAGUAUACAAUACAUAAGUGAAUUGUUUUAAAGCACCCAAAACUAAGAAUAUCUUCAUGGGUGUGGCAGCAAUGUGUGCUUCAUCUAACUAGUAUGGCCUCUAAGCUCUUGCACCAGUGCAGACACAAGCUGAAGCAACCUUGUGUUUUUUGUUUUUAUUUUAGGUUGUGCAAACUUUGCACUGGAGCAAAAGCUGUUUUGGUUUUGUGUGAAUCUGAAUGAAUGAAUCUGCUUUGCAGAGUGUUUAAAUACUGAGAAACUCCAAGCUUACUGUCUACUGGAGCCCUGCUUCAGUGCAAUGGGAUUGAAAUACAAUGUGUAGAUUGUUGUAUAUCCAAUUAUUGUGACAGACCACAAUAUUAGAGCUGUAUAAAUAUAAUACUGUAAAACAUGAAAGGUUAGCAAGCAAACCAUUUUCACUAAUGUUACAUUUGUUACAAAUCUGCAGAACCUACAUGCAGCAACAUUACCAUCAUUACUACAUUCAUAGUUUAUACAGUUUGAAUAAUUAAUAUAAACAAUCUGCAGAAUGAAGUUGCCUCAGACUGUUUGACAGUAACAGAGCUGGUGCUUUUGUGGAAUCACCAUUAGCUGCUUAUUCCUUUUGGGCAAAAUAUGUCCUGUUUGCUUGUAUUUUUAUUAGUAUGCUAUUAUUAGAGUGACGCAGGGUCUUCUGGUUUUCAUUCCAAUUAACAUAAUUGAUCUAAUUAUUUGUUCAUUUGGACAUAUUUCAUAUUUUUCAAGGUCUUUUACAGUUGAUGAUUUAAAAAUGCACUUGAUUCAAGGUACACAACCUAUUAAACAUUUUGAGACCUGGAGAGAAGUGUUAAAUGUGUCCAAUUAAUAAAAUCAUUAGACCAAUUAAGUGAUUGAGAGCUCGGGUGGAACGAAACCAGAAGACACUGCGGUCCUCCAGGAGUUUGACAGCCCUGUCCUGAGGCAAGCUUUGUGAUUUCGAAAGGAUUUCAUUGACAUUGCGUUUGAGUUCCUGUACGUUUUCCAGUAUCUCUGUGUAUGGGAGUGGCCUAAGAUAUUGAGGUAUUAAUGUUAAAUGUGAUAUCUUCAUAAUUAUGCACUACAAGGGCACAUUAUGGUGUUUCCAUUACCUCUGUAUGUAAAAGGUUUUUCAUUGUUUAAACUGCCAUUGAUUCCUGAGCUAGAUCUGCAGUGGAACUGAACAAACCCAAGGGAGACAUUGGAAAAUACAAGCUUGUCAAAGGGGGAGAUGCUGCUGCAGGUUUGAUAAUGUUGGCUUCAUGAAAUGAGAAAUGGAAUUCCCUCUGUGUCAUGGAAUUCCUUUGCUAGUGUAUCAUGAUGUAAGCCCUGGAGUGUGGGCUCAGUCUUCUCUGCUGCCUGCUUGUUCUCAGUGUGUGAGUUCAGCUGCAUUUCCAGUGUCCUGAGCUGGGCUUUGAACACACUGGGGACGCAGCUGAGAACAAGCCAGACCCACGACUCAGGGAUAAAAUAACAAGAUUAGAAAGCUUAUACGUAGAACUCUUUUUAUUGUUUUUAUUGAUUUGAAAAUUAGACAUUUUGAAAUCUAACAAAUACUGUACUGGUAUUAUGGCUUCUGGUAGACUUUUGUGAUAUAAUUGUGUAGUUUCUUUGAUUACAUGAAGGUAAAUAAAAGAUUUAAAUUAUG
This is a messenger RNA of Acipenser ruthenus (sterlet), 3584 nucleotides long. Its product is annotated as zinc finger protein 239-like. The transcript has a single exon. Gene Ontology annotation, biological process: negative regulation of transcription by RNA polymerase II; regulation of cytokine production; regulation of immune system process. Lineage: Eukaryota; Metazoa; Chordata; Actinopteri; Acipenseriformes; Acipenseridae. The record is from RefSeq and is a predicted model, not a curated record. The coding region runs from base 57 to 1127 and encodes 356 amino acids.